Cladocopium goreaui is the source of this 1974-nucleotide messenger RNA. NCBI's taxonomy places the organism in Eukaryota, Dinophyceae, Suessiales, Symbiodiniaceae. The record is from the annotation of a GenBank genome assembly.
AUGGGUCGUCGGGCAGUGGUAGUGCGGUUGAUACAGGCCAAAGCUAUGCCUGGAUUGGUGAACUCCAGAGGUCUCAAAGCUCCAGAUCUCUGCAAGGAUACCGUCACCUACCAAGCGAUCAUCCGCAACAUGGGUCCAGAACAGGCAGAUCCCAAACUCUUCACACAAGGUGUGUCUCUAGAGAAAACAGGGCUCGAUACCCUUGCGGACGAGGCAGCACUUGUACUCAGCACCAACGUAGUUGGACUCCCCCAACAAUGCGAGCCGGAGCUGUUCUUCGUCAAUCCUAGGCCUGUUUUCUCCCAUACUGUUGCGCACAGAAAGGCUCUUCUUGGGCUUGCAGCUGCAGUCUUUAACCUUCAGCCGAGUCAUGGCCUUGCCCUUGUGGUGCUCACUGGUCUGGAGGAGGGCUACACGUCAGCAAUGAAGGUUCUGCUGAAGCAGAACGUGAGUCGAACGAUGGCUGGCAGCUUCUUGGGUGAGCCGCUGUCUGUAUGUCCAUUGAUUCGCUUUAGUUUUUUCGAUUCUUUGCCAAUGCUAAAUACCGGUGUCAUUUCAUGCUUGAGGACAAUCUUCUCCGCAUUGGGCAUUCCAGAGGAACUCCAGAAACUCGAUCGAAUUCUUUGGGCCGUCGCCAGCGUAUGGUGGCGAAAGCACAAAGCUCUGAAAGAAGCUGGACGGGCUGUACAGCCCAGCAGACGAGUUUCCAAGAUUCCGUCGACUGAAUUAAACGGGAUGGAACUUUUUCAGUAUCUUUCUGGUCAAGAGGCAUUGUAUCAGCUCAUGCUAAGCACCUUGCUACUUCACCGGCGAAUCUGGGGAGGCGCCAACAACAUGCCAACAGGUCCCAUGGACUUCGAGGAAUGGGCGGAGUUGAACCAGGGAAUUGAGCGGCAGGGUGAGGACAAUGUGCCCUUACAUGUCCAGAGCAAGAUCUACAACGACAUUGUCAGUUUGCGUGUGCCUGAACUCUGCAUUUGGCCAGCAAACGAGGUCGUCGUACUUUCUGAAAACAUUCCAGAAGAGGCCCUUCCAGGACCUGUUGGCCAAAUCGAUAUGGUCUUGCAGAAGGCCUAUGCUGCUGGUGAAUCUGCUCUUCAGCAUAGGGCCAUACUGGAAGGUUGGCUGUGGGUCUACACCAGUGCCCUCUUGCCCGGGUCGUUGGGUAGUUCUGAAUGCGCCCACACGUUUGCGCAGGAGGAAGAGGUUGAAGUUCCAGAUGGAAGCAUGCAUCGUAUUUGGGGAAGCUUGUGCAGCAUGUGUCUUGUUUUCUCCUCGCAAGCUCCUGGCACCGCUGUACCACAUGCUAUCAUUGAUUGCCGUGGACUGCAGUUCCUGGAAAUUUCCCAUCAGGCGAAGACUCUUACCCUGGCAGUGAAGCCAAUAAUCCCAGAGUGUUUGACGACCAGGCGCACGGGCGACGAGCUGCUCAGGGCUGCCAAACUGCUGCCAGAUGGUCGAUGGGAGGAGCUUUGCAUGCAGAAACUCAAGAUGAGUUUCGAAAAUGCAGAGGUUCUGGAUCACUGGGUUCAAGCAUUGAUGCAAAAGCCCUGUGAGACUGCGCUCCCAGAUCAUUUGCAAAGCGGUUGUGUGUUGCGAGCCCGUGCAGAUGCCGUCUCGUCCGCCUUCAACGUUGCUGAGCCCGCCCCUGAUGACAUUGUGCUGCCUAGAGGAGAGCCGAUCUUUUCACAGGACAAAGACGAGGAACUUCACGAAGCAUCGUUUGUGGGUGUUCUUUGAAGAACUCGCAGGCAGGAUAGUGACACUUGCGCCGAGACCCGGUGGAGAAUGUUUUUACUUGGCAUCAGACACUUUCCUACGGCUUAUCUUCGUUUCUGAAAUACUGAGCUCAUUGCUUGGUGGAAAACGAAGGAGAGGGCCGUAGGAAAGGUGCGGAGCGUUGCCCUUCUUCUCAGUCGGUGCGGCAGAAACCGUGCCGGUCGACGAAUCAGCACAACUUGCAACCAGAGAUUU